AUGCUCAGCUCCUCCUCGGACCGCAUGAAACUGCGCAAAGAAGGCGAUGGUAACGGACAUGUAGUUGAGGCUCGAGAUUGGAUUGUCGCCACACACGUCGUUGUGAACGUCUACCCUGACAAAUCCCAGGAGCUCUCUACCCGUGAGCUUGGUCCGACGAUUGUCGCCCUUGUCGGCCUUUGCCAACUCGGCGUCCGAGAAAAAUCGGCCGUUGCCACGCCGUCGUCGUCGUCUUGGCUCAACGCCCCUGAGUCGGCCCACGAGUUCCGUGUCCUCCAACCGCUUCUGUCCGGUCACCGGAUCAACAACCUGCUUCGUCUGGCUGACACGGAUCCACCUAAAGAGCGACAAGGGUUCCAGUUCAGAGUCCGGGAUACGAUUCAGGCUCUAGCUAGCCUUGCGUUACAGGAGCAGGUUGGACUUCUUCCUGAAGUUCUGUUUUACAACGGAUAUUGA
Colletotrichum higginsianum IMI 349063 is the source of this 456-nucleotide messenger RNA. RefSeq lists its product as uncharacterized. Lineage: Eukaryota; Fungi; Ascomycota; Sordariomycetes; Glomerellales; Glomerellaceae. The transcript has 2 exons. Bases 1 to 456 code for a protein of 151 amino acids. The record is from RefSeq and is a predicted model, not a curated record.